This is a messenger RNA of Erigeron canadensis, 1696 nucleotides long. RefSeq names its product tRNA (guanine(37)-N1)-methyltransferase 2. Gene Ontology annotation, biological process: tRNA N1-guanine methylation. The record is from RefSeq and is a predicted model, not a curated record. The transcript is spliced from 12 exons. Gene Ontology annotation, cellular component: cytoplasm. Lineage: Eukaryota; Viridiplantae; Streptophyta; Magnoliopsida; Asterales; Asteraceae. Bases 68 to 1543 code for a protein of 491 amino acids.
UAUUGCUGCAAAAAACAAAACCCUACUAAUAAACCCCUUCAAGAUUCUACAAACCAGGAGUAUUAGAAUGUUGGAUGAAAGCAAGUUUGAUUUGCAUUUGAAGUUAUGGGCACUUAGAAUCCCAAAAGAAUUCUGCAAGGCUGCAACUAAGUUACUUAAUGGACAUAUGUUUGACAAACCACGAAUCAAGCCCAUCACAGAAGACCCAACUAGUGAUAAGACCCGCUAUGUGAUAUUAUCUGAAAGUGUACAAAAUCCUGAUCUUUCAGAUAUCCCAACAGAGAAACUUAACGAAUUAAAGAAGCUAUGCAAGAUUGAAACAGUUCCAUACUCAUUGACACUUGGAUAUUCCUAUUGGGGCACAGACUAUGUGCUGAAGCAGGUUCUACCUCCAGGACUCGAGGCUCCUUCAUCUUUCGAAACCAUAGGUCACGUUGCUCACCUGAAUAUACCAGAUGAACUUCUUCCGUACAAGGAUGUGAUUGCAAAGGUCAUCUAUGAUAAAAAUUACCCCAGAAUACAGACAGUUGUCAAUAAAGUUGGCAGCAUCGCAAAUGAGUUUCGUGUACCCAAAUUUGAAGUUUUGGCUGGGAAACCGGAUAUGGCUACAGAGGUUAAGCAGUAUGGUGCAACCUUUAAGCUGGAUUACGGAUUGGUUUAUUGGAAUUCAAGACUUGAGCAUGAACACAUAAGACUGGUCAACAAGUUUCGACAAGGAGAGAUCAUCUGUGACAUGUUUGCAGGGAUUGGUCCUUUUGCUAUCCCAGCUGCCCAAAAAGGAUGCUUAGUGUAUGCCAAUGAUUUAAACCCAGACAGCAUUCGCUAUUUAAAAGUUAAUGCAGAUAUUAACAAGGUUAACGAUACUCUUCGUGCUUAUAAUAUGGAUGCAAGAUUGUUCAUGUCUCAAUUAAUGGCAGUUCCUGUUGGCGAGUUAAAAGAUGAUGCUUCAGCUUUGGCUUCACCGGCGAAAGCAAAUUCUGAAGAAAGGAAUUAUGAAAUUGCAGGAAGGAAUAUGUCAAGCAAAGAUGGUGAUAAUAUUUCAUGUAUGAAGAAAGAAUCAAUGGUAGCCUCCACUGCAAGCUGUACUGAAGAAAAUGGAAGCUUAAAUUGUGCUGAGGCUCAUGUAGCUGUCAAGACAAAAGGAAGCAAAAACAAAAGAAUCAAGACUUCUGUGACUUUUAGUGAUAAAUCAUGGGAGCACAUCGAUCAUGUGAUAAUGAAUCUACCAGCUUCUGCUCUACAGUUCUUAGAUGUAUUUAGAGGCCUUAUACAAAGGAAAUUUUGGAAAGGAUCUCUACCAUGGAUUCAUUGCUACUGCUUCAUCCGAUCAAACGAGACCCAAGAAUCAGUGGUUUCGGAAGCGGAGUCACUUUUGAAUGCUAAGAUACGUGAGCCAAUAUUUCAUCGAGUUAGAGAUGUUGCUCCAAACAAGGCAAUGUAUUGCCUGAGCUUUCAGUUACCUGAAGAAGCAUGCAUUAGUGAAGAAGCAUGCAUUAGUGAAGAAAUCACUAAGAAGUCUUCAGGUUCUCUUGAUAGAUGUUAGUAUGCACCUCAAAAAAAAAGGCUAGUUUUUGGCAUGGAAAGAAAUAUAUAUCAAGAAAGUCCAUCUUUCAUGAAUUAGUUAUUGUACCUUUUUUACAUCAUCAAUAUUAAGAUACUACUUUCAAGUAAAUGGCCAUAAAGUGCUUAUCUGAAA